This is a messenger RNA of Ostreobium quekettii, 1839 nucleotides long. The record is from the annotation of a GenBank genome assembly. Lineage: Eukaryota; Viridiplantae; Chlorophyta; Ulvophyceae; Bryopsidales; Ostreobiaceae.
GGCGAUGCCAGCACACAACAUCGUGACAGGGCCAUUGUUCCCAGCCACCAGUCUGCUGGUCACGCUGAUGGAUCUCCCUACAACGGGGGGCCACUGCUGCAGAGCUCCCAGGAGGAGCACGAGUCCGAAGUGCAAGUGUUGAGGGCAGACCUCGAGGUGGCCCAGUCGCGCUACCGGGCCCUCCAUGACAAGUGCCGCCAGCUCGAGAGUGCCCAGUCGAAGGGCAGUGCACGACAGGGCCCUGGCGAGUCCCCCUCCCAGAAUGGGCCUCUGACGGGACGUGAGGGUGGCACAGGGGCGGACAGUAGGCAGAGCAUGGGCUACAGAACUCCUACGCACCGAGGCAUGGGGUACAGAACGCCAAUCAUGAAUGCCCAGGGGUCAUGCUAUUCAGCAGAUCCCUUUGGGCAGGUGGCGGGUCAGGCGUGGGGGAUGAACAUAGCCUAUGGGCAAGCUGCUGAGCGGGUGCCGUCCGUCAGCCAGCUGUGUCCGAUGGGCCAGAGGCGGGCGAGCUGGCCGCAGGACUUGAGCACGGCGCUCACUGACCAGGUGAUGCUGGCAGCUCAGGAGGUGAUGGAGCUGACCGCCAACUCGGUGGAGAUGGCCAACAGGCAGGAAGUGGUGACCUCGGAGCUGAUGGAGGCCCGGCGAGCUGCUUCCACCACGCAGCAGCUGCUGCAGGAGCGUGAUGCGACUGUCAGCGACCUUACUGAGCAGUUCCUUCAGGUCUACCAAAUCGCCUCCGACCUUGCCACGGACAACGAGCAGGCCCGCAACGAGGUCAAGGAGCUGCGCAGUGUGGCGGAGGGCCUCAAGGGCCAGCUGGCGGAGAAGGAGCGCCGCAUCGCAGCCGUGGAGCAGGCCGAGGUCGCAGCCCUGCUGGACGAGCCUCAGAACGCCAUCGAUCAGCUGAACAUCCUCUCCUCGAGGUCCGCGCCCCCGCAGUCCACCAGUCCGUCCGCCACGCCCCGCCUUGCCGCCCGCGCCAUCGCCCUCUCGAAGAUCCAGAAGAGGGGGCCCGGCCCUGGGCACCUGGGGACCAUCGGCGUGGAACAGCCCGUACCCCAAGGAACCAGGACCGGGCCCAAGGGAACCAGGGUUUUAAAGGGGCAGGGCAUGCCUGGGGACGAUGUGCUGAUGGCGCAGGCUGCUCGGGGGCUGCCCGUUUGGCAGAGGGGCGAUGUCACGCCUAAGGGCGCGGGCCGGAGGAUCAUUGUUGAGAAUCCGAGGGCCAGCACAGACUCGACGCAGACAGUGUCCCCAGGGCGGUCUUCGCGCUCCCUUGGCGUUUCAUCGCGAUCGCGGGGUGGAUCACUCGACGCCCAGGAGGCGUCUCUGCGAGGGCAGAGGCAGGUGCUGGAUGCAGGCAUCCCUUCUGGGAACAGGCACACGCAGUCCUUCGAUGGGGCGGUUGCUUCAAAGCAGGAUGCCGUGAAACUCGAUGUGACAUCUGGCACACCGCGGUCAGCAGAUUCCGAUGCGUCUCCUCACAGCUCGGCAGCGGCCACAGACGCAUCGCUGUCAGCAUACGUGGGCGGCCUGGGGUCCACAAGGGAUGGUGCCUCGGCUCGAUCGGCAUUCGAUGGGAGUGAUCUGUCGCUGACGCCAAAGGGGGACGAGGCCAGGAGGUCGGCACGUGGCAGGGGAUCGCCAUCACCGGUUUUCAGGGAGGAGGGGGGGAGGAGGUCGCCGAUGUCGGGGCGGUCCAGGGGAAGUGGGUCGCCGACGCGAAAGGCGGAAGAGGGCGGCAGGAGGGGGGCGAGGGUGCUGGGGAGGGGCUCGAGGGGCAGCAAGCCACCUCGGCGGAUUGCGGCCAAGGCGGAGAAGCCCUGGAUGUGA